AUGGUGGUCGGGGCAGGCCGCGGUCCCCUGGUGCGCGCGUCGAUCCGCGCGGCGUCGCAGGCGGGGCGCCUGCUGCGCGUGUAUGCUGUCGAGAAGAACCCGGCCGCUGUUGUCCACAUCCAGGCCAUGGUGGAGGCGGAGGGCUGGGCCGACACGGUGACCAUCGUGAAGGCCGACAUGCGCACGUGGUCAGCCCCCCACCAGGCUGACAUCCUUGUCAGCGAGCUGCUGGGGAGCUUCGGGGACAACGAGCUCAGCCCAGAGUGCCUGGACGGCGCGCAGCGCUUCCUGGCCCCGGGGGGUGUCAGCAUCCCGCGAGCCUACACCUCGUUCCUCGCACCCAUCACGACGGCCAAGCUCUUUGACCUGUGCCGGGCCUACAAGGACCUGGAGCACUUUGAGACACCCUACGUCGUCAAGCUGCACAGGUACCACCAGCUGUCCCCGCCUCAGCCCGUGUUCACAUUUGAGCACCCCAACCACGCCGUCCCCAUCGACAACAGCCGCGCCGCGACCCUCACCUUCCCGCGGCGGCCUGAGGACGGCAGCGGCGAGCUGCACGGCUUUGGUGGCUACUUUGAGGCUGAGCUGUACCCAGGGGUCACCCUCAGCACACACCCGCCCACCCACACGCCCAACAUGUUCAGCUGGUUCCCGAUAUUCUUUCCCCUGCGCGAGCCGCUGCUGCUGGCGCCAGGCGAGCCGGUGGUGGCGCACAUGUGGCGCGUGGUUGGGGCUCACAAGGUUUGGUACGAGUGGGCGGUGACGGGCCCGCGCGCGACGGCGGUGCACAACGCAGCCGGACGCAGCUACUGGGUGGGGCUGUGA
Monoraphidium neglectum is the source of this 828-nucleotide messenger RNA. RefSeq names its product protein arginine N-methyltransferase 5. Gene Ontology annotation, biological process: regulation of DNA-templated transcription. Gene Ontology annotation, cellular component: cytosol; nucleus. The record is from RefSeq and is a predicted model, not a curated record. The coding region runs from base 1 to 828 and encodes 275 amino acids. Lineage: Eukaryota; Viridiplantae; Chlorophyta; Chlorophyceae; Sphaeropleales; Selenastraceae. The transcript is spliced from 5 exons.